UGUCGCCAGCUGACUGUUUGUUUACUUGGCGGAUGCGAGUGACUGCGGUUGACUGGUUGACUGGCUCGCUCAAGGCCCCUCGCUCGCUACAGUCAUCCCCCAAGGCUGCAGUUCCUCCUGAGAAAAGUUCCGUAGAACAAAAUCGUGCAAAAAUGACCUCUAAGAAAGCUUCGGAUGUGAGCAAAAGAGAGGUGAAUGUAACAGGAAUGUCAUUUCUGCGAGGAUCAGCCAACUAUGUCUGGUGCACGACUUCUGUCUUGGGAAAGGGGGCCACGGGAGCCGUCUUCCAGGGCGUCAACAGGCAUACAGGAGAACCAGUUGCUGUCAAGACAUUUAAUCAACUCUCACACAUGCGGCCACAUGAGGUACAAAUGCGUGAGUUUGAAGUACUUAAGAAGGUCAACCAUGAGAAUAUUGUAAAACUCCUGGCUAUAGAGGAAGAGCAAGAAGGUCGGGGGAAGGUGAUUGUGAUGGAGCUUUGUACCGGAGGCUCACUCUUCAACAUUCUGGAUGAUCCGGAAAAUAGCCAUGGCCUGGAGGAGGACGAGUUUAUCUUGGUUCUGUCACAUCUUGCUGCAGGGAUGAAACACUUGAGGGACAACAGUCUAGUACAUCGGGAUCUCAAACCGGGGAACAUCAUGAAGUUUACAGAUGUCGAUGGGUCCACUAUAUAUAAGUUAACAGAUUUUGGUGCCGCUCGAGAAUUGCAAGAUGACCAGCAGUUCAUGUCUCUUUAUGGAACAGAAGAGUAUUUGCACCCUGACAUGUAUGAACGCGCAGUGCUCAGGAAACCUGUCGGAAAGACCUUUGGAGCUCGGGUGGAUCUCUGGUCAAUAGGUGUGACGCUUUACCACGUAGCCACAGGUCAGCUUCCUUUCCGCCCGUAUGGAGGUCGGCGUAAUAAAGAGACCAUGUACCAUAUAACAACAGAGAAGGCCCCAGGAGUCAUAUCAGGUGUACAGACUUCAGAAAACGGGCCAAUUGAUUGGUGCACGGAGCUGCCUGAAACAUGCCAGUUGAGCCUGGGGCUUCGUAAGUUAGUAACUCCUCUACUAGCAGGCCUUCUUGAAGUUGAUCCCCAGAGAAUGUGGAACUUUGAACGGUUCUUCCAGGAAGUUACUAUGAUAUUGAGCAAGAAAGUGGUUCACAUCUUCUUCGUAAACAAGGUGCAGCCUAUUACAGUAUACAUGGAUCCAGAACAUAGGUAUGAAGAACUCCAGUACCUGAUUUGUGAACAGACAGACAUGAAUCCAGUCAACCAGCUUCUGCUCUAUGACAAGAAACACUUGAGUGACAUUGUGGCUCCAGACCAGCCAUCGUCUUCGUACCCAUCAACAACUCCCCGAACGCCAUUGGUUCUCUUCUCAAAACAAGAUGAUGACAUCACACUCACUCUACCAGAAACCCCAGCUGUCAAAUUUGGAAGCUUCCCAACCUUGGUAAGUGUAGAACAUGAUGCUGCAGUGGGAAAGUCAAUGUGUUCGGUUGGCCAUGCUAUCAAGCGCAAGAUCGACUACUUCUCUAAGUGUGUCCACCUGAUGGAUUACAGUGUUCUCAUGUUCAUCGAAGUGAUUGUCACCCAGUUAACGACUCUGCAAGACCGCGUUGGCCACGUCCAGUCCCUCACGUCAGCUGUCAGUGAUCGUUUUAGUCAGUUGGUGGCCAAUCACAGAAGAUUCCUUAUGUUGACUCAGAUGUGUGGAGGAAACCAGGAGAGCAGCUCUCAACCCCUAAGAGAACGUCUAGAGGAUCUGGUCAACAACAAAGUCGAUGCCGAGAAAGCUGCCACACCAACCCAGGAGUCAUCACCCACCCAAUCAGCAGCCCAGAGGCUCGAAGAGAUGACGGGUGCCAUAGUCAUCGAGGAGAUGGUGGUCCGUGACUCCCUCAACGCCAUGCUGCCCGUCGUGAACCAGCUGUACGAGAGGGUGGUCCGAGGAGGCCAGCUCCGUCGUCAGUGGCAGCAGGCAGGGAACAAUGCCAUGGCCGUGGAGAGGGCGCCGAACAAGGCCUCCACUUACGUCACCAAGCUCAGGGAGUCUUGGCAGCACUUGCUCAGAGAUAGAGCAGCAAGGACACUAACCUUUAACGAUGAGCAGUUCCACUUGCUUGAGAAGAUGAAAAUGAAAGAGACGGCAAAAUCCUUAGAAACCCUCCUGGCCUCCGUCACAGCUACACUUCACCACACUACAGAUAACUUGGCUGACUGGUGCAAAGUCGCCAAAGUCCAGCGAGUCCAGACGGAGAUUGAAGAGGCCGACGUGGAGAAGCACGAGGGGCUGUUGUCCUCUUUCCAGGACACCUUAAGCAACACUGAGGACCAAUACCACCAAACCCUCUCAGGACUCUUGGCAGCCAUUAAGGACAAGAAGUUACAGGACGACCCAAGACUACAAACUGAGAAUCCAGACACAGGGGCAGCUAAGAUCAACAGUGGAACAGGAAGCACAAAUGAGUCUAAAGAGACGCAAAAGUCAAAGAAAGAAAGUUUGAAUAAGGCCCGGUUGAAACUCUCUUUGCGUGAAAUGUGCGAAGCUCAAGAAGAAGUUAUGAGACUGCUGGAGGAAAAUGGUACAAUUAUCAAGAGAUUCCAGCGCAUUACAAGCCAGUCUGAUCUAUCGGAAGAGCAUUAGUUGAAAGCAAGCAAUAUUAGUGAGAUUCCUUUGUUGUUAUAUUUGAGGUAACAUUUGCAAGCACUCGAUUCAUUUCUUUAUUUGUUUGUGUUUGUUAUUUAAGUUUUUAAGGUUAAUGAUCUACAUUGUAUGUACUUAGCAUAAAUUGUUCCAAGCAGAGUUUAUUUGUUAUUUUUUGUUAGUCAGAUUUCAAGAUUAUUAGCCUGUAUUCUUGUAGUUUAUGUGAAUUGUGUCAAGUGGAACUUGUAUAUAUUCAUUAACUGUACAUUAUCAUUUUGCAUUUAUUGAUCAAUUCACUUUACUAGUGUAACAAAGUCUGGUGCAUUACAUGAAUGAUUUUGUGAAAUAAAUUUGUAAAGGUAUUGAUGCACUGUUGUAUUACAUUUCCAAGAUAGAAAUUUAGAGAAAUGUAUGAGUGAUAGUAGAAAAUAAGAUAAAUUACUAUUAUUAUUUAUUAUUUUUUAUUAUUGUUUUAUUAUUAUUGUUAUUAUUAUUAGUUAUUAUUAUUAUUAUUUUAUUUAUUUUAUUUAUUUAUUUAUUUAUUUAUUUUUAUUUUUAUUUUUUUAAGGAAAAUAAUGUGAGAUCAGCUUUAAUUGUUGACAGUCAGAUUUAUCAUUGUUAAAAGUAUGAUAGAGAAAGUAUUUCCAUGCAUUUUGUACCUGGUAAUACACAAAGAAACAAAGACACUUUAUGAUAAUUACAGAGGGUAUCUGUAGUAAUGUUCUUUCUUUAUUUAUUUAUGUAUUAUUAUUAUUAUUAUCAUUUUUUUUUAUUAUUGUUACCACAGUGUCCUCACUUGUUUCUGAAUGUUAGGAUGACAAGUUGUUGUUUUUUUUAUUUGUGGUCAAAUAGUCUUCACAAAUAGAGUAUUCAGACUGAAGGUGAUUAUAUAAUCCCAAGUGUCAGGACUUGAGUGACAGUGACAGUGAUUACACAUGCCAUCCAACCCAAAGGAAUGCAGGAAAUGCCUAAGAAUUACAGCAAAAUUAUUAUAAGAAUUUUUCUUGUUGUAAAGGGUAUAUUUUUAUCAAUUUGUGUUAUAUUUUCCUCUUUUUUUAUGGUAUCAGAGUGAAGUGUUAAAUAGAACGCUUGUUUGUAAGUGGAUAGAUUUUGGUCAAGGGAAAUUUUUGAAGUUGUUUUCAAUAUGGAAGUAUUGUGAGUCAUCUAAAAUAUGUAUUCCAUCCUACUGUUGGAACAUAAUACCUAAUUUAUGAAUGUGUAUUUUUAGGUAAUUUCAAGAGUCAUUCUGAUUUUGUCUUACGUAGGAGCCAAGAUGUUUUCCAAAUCUGUGGCACUCAGAAUGGAUUCAAACUGCAUAUUACAUUGUGAAGUAGUCUGCUGCCCAUUUGGGAGGCAAUUGACAUGUGUAAUGGCAUUAUUAUGGAGCCAUUUAUUAUGAAGAAUAGCAUGACUCAAUUACAAAUCCUUUUUAUAAUACUUAGUCUCUAGGUUGCACACAGACAUUGCAAGUUUAGCACCAUGAGAUUUCGGGGAGAGAAUUGUAAACUGUUUUCACCAGUGUCAUGUAUCUGGUAUUUUUUUUCACAUUAAUUUUAUUUUUAAGGUAAAUUAUGUUUUCUUCUUUCCCGUCACAUUUCUCUCUGAUAUCAUCUUCCUUUCUAUUAAAUCAUAAUGAUGUGCCUCUGAAAAUAUGGAGCAGAAAAGGUAGUCUCUUCAUCGGGUCCACUCAGACCAUCUUGGUGUUCUUUCAUUUCUUAACGUCAUAGCUCAUUCUUUUCUAUGGUAUUUAAGUUUCAUCAGUAAUUUUUUUUGUCUCACAUUGUUUAUGUAAACUCUUAGAAGAGGUGAAAGAAUAUCAAUUUCCAAGACUUUGAAGAAAGCAUGAAAGAAUCACAUAGGCUUGUAAUUAUCUAUAGUUAUAAAGUGCAAAUUUUAAUAAUAUGUUGAUGUUAAUUAGAUGCAGUAUCUAAGAAUGGAAGCAAACAGGUGUAUGGAACUGUGAUGAAAAUAGAGACAUAUGGACACUUUUAUACAAAUUAUUGAAAUUUUAUGGGACAUAGUGAUUACAUGUUUGAUUAUUGUAAAUAUUUAUAUGAAUAUGAUAUGAAAUCUUUUAUAUUUUAUGAGCAGAGGAAAUAUACAUUUAUCUCUGUG
Penaeus indicus is the source of this 4748-nucleotide messenger RNA. It is a transcript of the gene IKKepsilon, whose product is annotated as inhibitor of nuclear factor kappa-B kinase subunit epsilon-like. The transcript has 18 exons. Lineage: Eukaryota; Metazoa; Arthropoda; Malacostraca; Decapoda; Penaeidae. The record is from RefSeq and is a predicted model, not a curated record. Gene Ontology annotation, biological process: peptidyl-serine phosphorylation. Gene Ontology annotation, cellular component: cytoplasm. Bases 33 to 2633 code for a protein of 866 amino acids. Gene Ontology annotation, molecular function: protein serine/threonine kinase activity; ATP binding.